AUGGUACAAAAUACAUUGACACCGCAGUUGAUUAUUCCUCUAAGAGAUACAAGUAACAAUUCAAAACCGAGCAAAUGGCCAAAAAACACGCUAGUUGUGAUACCGACCAUAUGGAAAGAAAUCGAUUGGGCUAAUCGAUCAAGUUGGCCAGCAUGGCUUCGUAAUGGACUUAGCUGGUCUAAUUUAACUACUAGACGUUCGUAUCAUAUUCAUCUGUAUCAACGCAUUGAUCCGAAUUCGACAUAUCCCUUUGAUUGGCCGUAUUGUGUCAAUAUUCACGAAGAGACUGGAACCAUUCUCCAAUUCAUUCGUGAUCACUAUUUUGAUCUACCAGAUAAAAUGUUGUUUAUGCACGGCAAACCCUAUGCUCACACAAGUCAUAAUCCUGUUCAAUCAGCACUAUGUAUUCGUGAUGAUGUUCAUUUUGCAAGUAUAAACGAUGAAAGAGAAUGGAUUCAUAAGCGACCAUGGACAUAUUGGCCUCGCGACCCCGAUGAUAAUAUUGCGAUGAUGUACAAAUGUGCUAAUCGUAUGUUGAUUUUAUUUGGUUAUGAUGGCGAAUCACAGUUAAAUCCGACACAAAUGAAACCGAAAGAUGAAAAUGUGAUCUCGGCAUUCUGCUGUGCUCAGUUCUAUGUAACGAAAGAACGGAUUCAUCGAUAUAAGUAUGAACAAUGGUUAUCUGUAUAA
This is a messenger RNA of Adineta ricciae, 690 nucleotides long. Lineage: Eukaryota; Metazoa; Rotifera; Eurotatoria; Adinetida; Adinetidae. The record is from the annotation of a GenBank genome assembly.